UCUCUGUCCUCCUCCCCACACAGAGCUACUCUACCCCAGUUUGGCUCUAGUGUGACAUCCCUGCCUGUUUGAGGGAGGAAUAUGAGCAGGGACUGCUACUGCAGCAAAGUGACACUCAGAAGCCACAAGUUUCUGUAGACAGUCUACACUAGACCGAAGCCAGAGCAAUGGCAUUAUCGCUGGAAGAAUUUGUGCACUCCCUUGACCUCAGGACCCUCCCUAGAGUCCUAGAAAUCCAAUCGGGCAUCUAUUUUGAAGGUUCUAUUUAUGAAAUGUUUGGAAAUGAAUGCUGUUUAUCAACGGGAGAAGUGAUUAAAAUUACUGGAUUAAAAAUUAAGAAGAUCAUAGCUCAAAUUUGUGAGCCCAUUGAAGGUUGUGAGUCUCCCCAACCUUUUGAACUGCCUAUGAAUUUUCCAGGUCUUUUUAAGAUUGUGGCUGAUAAAACUCCAUACCUUACUAUGGAAGAAAUUACAAGAACCAUUCAUAUUGGACCAAGUAGACUAGGGCAUCCUUGCUUCUAUCAUCAGAAGGAUAUAAAACUAGAGCAUCUCAUUAUAAAGCAGGGUGAGCAGAUCAUGCUCAAUUCAGUAGAGGAGAUCAAUGGAGAAAUAAUGGUGAACUGUGGAAUAGUAAGGAAUCAUCAAAACCACUCAUUUACUCUGCCUUUGUCACAAGAAGGAGAAUUUUAUGAGUGUGAAGAUGAACAUAUUUAUACCCUAAAGGAGAUUGUGGAAUGGAAGAUUCCCAAGAACAGAACACGGACUGUGAAACUUACAGAUUUUUCAAAUAAGUGGGACUCAACAAAUCCAAUCCCUAAAGACUUCUGUGGCACUCUGGUUCUCAAGCCUGUUUAUGAAAUUCAAGGUGUGAUGAAAUUCCGAAAGGAUAUAGUUCGCAUCCUCCCCAGUUUAGAUGUCGAAGUUAAAGACAUUACUGACUCUUAUGAUGCUAACUGGUUUCUUCAGCUGUUGUCUACAGAAGAUCUCUUUGAAAUGACCAAUAAAGAAUUCCCCAUAGUGGCUGAAAUCAUAGAAGCACCUCAAGGUAAUCAGCUGCCCAGAAGCAUUUUACAACCUGGGAAAACCAUUGUGAUCCACAAAAAGUACCAGGCAUCGAGGAUCUUAGCUUCAGAAAUUAGAAGUAAUUUUCCGAAAAGACACUUCUUAAUCCCCACUAGCUAUAAAGGCAAAUUCAAGAGGCGGCCGCGGGAGUUCCCAACUGCCUAUGACCUAGAGAUAGCUACCAGUGAAAAGGAACCUCUCCACGUGGUGGCCACCAAAGCCUUUUGUUCCCCUCAUGAGGAGCUGUCAUCUGUAUCCGUCGGGGAUCAGUUUCUAGUGCAUCACCCUGAGACCACAGAAGUCCUCUGUGAGGGAAUAAAAAAAGUGUUGAAUGUUCUGGCUUGUGAAAAGAUCCUCAAAAAGUCCUACAAGGCCACGCUGCUCCCUUUGUACAUGGAAGGAGGCUUUGUUGAGGUGAUUCAUGAUAAGAAACAGUACCAGAUUUCAGAACUCUGUCAACAGUUCCGCUUGCCCUUCAAUGUGAAAGUAUCUGUAAGAGAUCUUUCCAUAGAAGAGGACAUUUUGGCUGCCAUACCAGGACUGCAGUUGGAAGAAGAUAUCACCGACUCUUAUCUACUCAUAAGUGAUUUUGCCAAUCCCAAGGAGUGCUGGGAAAUUCCUGUUAGCCGCUUGAGUAUGACGGUUCAGUUAGUGAGUAAUUUGUCUGGGGAAACAGGAUCAUUGUUAGUCAGGACUCUGGUUGAAGAGAUCACUGAAGAGCAAUAUUACAUGAUGCGGAGAUACGAGAGCUCUCUCCUGCACCCCCCACCUCGCCCUCCCAAACAUCCCAUAGUGGAGGAAACAAAGUUAACCUUGCUAACCUUACCAGAAGAGAGAACAGUGGAUCUGCCUAAGUCUCCCAAGAGUCACCACAUAGACAUAGCCAAGAAACAUCACUCGAAUCAAACUGGCCUGGAUUCACAACUGCCAGUUGGCUGUCAGAACGAUUUGGCUGGUGUGAGAAGAGAGAACAGAAAGCUCGAGGCCCCUGAAGCGGCAGAAAUCGUCAAAAAUGAAAAACAUAAAAAAUAACAAGAUGUGACAGAAACCACUUGGGCAGUGAACAUAAAUGUUUCCACAGAAAAGGAAGCCUACUUUUCUAGCUAAAAAAUAACAGUUCCUCAAUGGACUCCAGAAGAAACUCGACUGGCCACUGAGAAAGAAAAAACAACCUUAAAAGUUUUAACAGAAGAAAUUCAAAGAGAAAGCUAUGAUGUGAAAUUCAUGUAGUCAUUCUGUCCUGCCAAACCUCUAUGUAUCGAUUCAUUGUUAUUUAGGACAUCUUUAUUUAAUGUGUGUAUUUUUGUGUUUGGUUCUCAUUCCCAUUACCAGCAAGUAAGCAAUGGAAAAAAAUUAUAUUUCAAUUUCUGAGUAAAACUAGUCUAAAAUUAGAUGAAGUUCAACAAAUACUUGCUUUUGCAGUUUUUCUAGUGUUAUCAUCAUUAGUGUUAAGACUAAUUUUUUAAAAAAAUAUUUAAAAUAUUUAAGUUUCUUACUUGAAUCCCAGUAGAAAUAAAUUUGACUUUAUAUUUUCAGUUUAUUUUAUAAAUAUACUGUAAAUAAAUGUGUUCAAAGUUUAACAACCAAAGCCAUUGUGUGUUAUAGAAAUUUUCUGUAACUUUCUCCUCAACUUAUAAUCAGAGUUCAUGACUACAAUAUCACCAAAUUUAUAAUAAUAUGCCUUCAUAUUUCAUGCACCGUGAACUAGAUAACCUUUUAGAUGAAUGUUUAUUAGUAUUAUCAGAAAACCAUUUAGAUAAUCAUAGUAUUUGAUGAAAAGAAAGGCAAUAGAAUUGUAAUGACAUAAUAAUUUGGUUGACUAGAAACCAAAGCAAUUCAUAAUUAGUGUUUUUUAGACUAAUGCUCUUAUAAUUGCAAAAUUGCUUUAAGAGCUCUCAUAUUUUGAUAAUUUAUCUUAUUAUGUGUUACAUGCACAGAGAUGAUAUUUACCUCUAUCAAAAUGAAGAGACAGAAUAAAGUUAUCUUGGGACGAAAGUUUCACAGGAAUCGAACAGCAAACUUUGAACUUUGUUCAUAGGUCAUACCUUGUUUUUGACUCAUAGAAUUUGUUAUUUCUAAAAUAAUUGUACUUAGCUAAAAACACAGAUGUAAUUGUUCUCAUACAGCAGCAAAUAAAAAUCACUAUGUUUCACUUUUUGCUAUAGGGCAUGUGCG
Tupaia belangeri chinensis (Chinese tree shrew) is the source of this 3236-nucleotide messenger RNA. RefSeq names its product thymocyte selection associated (gene THEMIS). The coding region runs from base 168 to 2093 and encodes 641 amino acids. The transcript is spliced from 6 exons. Lineage: Eukaryota; Metazoa; Chordata; Mammalia; Scandentia; Tupaiidae. The record is from RefSeq and is a predicted model, not a curated record. Gene Ontology annotation, biological process: T cell receptor signaling pathway. Gene Ontology annotation, cellular component: cytoplasm; nucleus.